This is a messenger RNA of Rasamsonia emersonii CBS 393.64, 1092 nucleotides long. RefSeq lists its product as uncharacterized. NCBI's taxonomy places the organism in Eukaryota, Fungi, Ascomycota, Eurotiomycetes, Eurotiales, Trichocomaceae. Gene Ontology annotation, molecular function: O-methyltransferase activity. The transcript is spliced from 4 exons. The record is from RefSeq and is a predicted model, not a curated record. Bases 1 to 1092 code for a protein of 363 amino acids.
AUGGCUUUACCAUCGCCCGAGGAGUUGCAGUCUCUGAUCGCUGAACUGAAUGAUGUCGCGAAGGCAUACAGCACUGCUCCCGACCUCAACGGUUACCUGCCGCGCAUCCAGAUUAUUGACAGAGCAAAGAAACUGUCGCGAGCAUUAAUUACUCCUGAACAACUGCCUAAUUAUCAUGGUCUCAACGUGAGUGAUCUUCCCGUUGCCAGCCUAUUGAAAUUUAUGUUCUUUUUGAAAUUUGGUUGCAUUGAGGACGUUUAUCAAACUCAAGGUCCUCGAGGCAAUCCCAGAGACGGGCUCGAUAUCUCUUCGGGACCUUGCACAGAAGACAGGUGCACAGGAAUCGCUCUUAGGCACAAGGUUGUUGGAGAUAAGUACGAUGAAUGGUUCAAAAACAUGCACAACUUUGACGACUAUCUUGCUGCUCGAGGUCAGCUAGCAAAUGCUCGGGAACCUGACGACGCUCUACACAACCCAUACACUUGGACUCAUAAGCAAGAUGGUGUUCCCGUCUGGGCAAUCAUGGCCCGAGACCCCAAAAAGCUGCACACGUUCCAAGCGGGCAUGUCGGGAAUUGAUGUCGCAAUUCCAGUGGUUGGCCAUUUUGACUUUGGUCAUCUCAAAACAAGCCCGAAUGAAUCGCGGAUGGAGCUUGUAGAUGUUGGCGGCGGCCAAGGAUCGUGUCUGAAAAAGAUUCUGGAGACGUAUCCGGAGUUGAGUCCAAAGAAAUGCGUACUGCAAGACAUACCAGAGAACAUCAACGCUGCUAGAUCCACAAGCGCAAAAACAUACUUCAUGCGUAUGAUCUUGCACGACUACUCAGACUCCGUCUGCGUCGACAUCCUGUCUCAGCUCGCCAAAGCCAUGGCUCCAGACUCGCGAGUGCUGAUCUGCGAAAUAGUCAUCCCAGAACGGGUUGACGAAGCGACUUUCGCAGCCGCUGUCCUGGACCAGGCUGUCAUGACCAUGGGUGGGAAGGAGAGAACUCAGGAGGGUUUCAGAAGAUUGCUCGAAGCCGCUGGCUUGGAGUUGGUAAAUGUCUGGCGAGUGCGUGGUGUACCAGGUGGAUGUGUGGAGGGAAGAUUGAAGUGA